This is a messenger RNA of Dama dama (fallow deer), 999 nucleotides long. It is a transcript of the gene AQP12A, whose product is annotated as aquaporin 12A. Bases 1 to 858 code for a protein of 285 amino acids. The transcript is spliced from 4 exons. Gene Ontology annotation, cellular component: cytoplasm; membrane. The record is from RefSeq and is a predicted model, not a curated record. Gene Ontology annotation, biological process: transmembrane transport. Gene Ontology annotation, molecular function: channel activity. NCBI's taxonomy places the organism in Eukaryota, Metazoa, Chordata, Mammalia, Artiodactyla, Cervidae.
AUGGCCAGUCUGAACGUGUCCCUCUGCUUCUUCCUCGCCACCUUCGCCCUCUGCCAGGCGGCCAGGAGGGCGGCCAAGGCCCUGCUCCCCGGGGGCGCCUACGCCCACUUUGCCCGGGAGGCGAUGCGGAUGCUGGUGGAGCUCGGGCCCUGGGCAGGGGGCUUUGGCCCCGACCUGCUGCUCACCCUGGUCUUCCUGCUCCUCCUGGUGCACGGGGCCACGCUGGACGGGGCCUCGGCCAACCCCACGGUGUCCCUGCAGCGGUUCCUCCUGGCCGAGGCCUCCCUGCCCGGCACGCUGCUGGAGCUGGUGGCGCAGGCGCUGGGCGUGCAGGCGGCCGGCGCCCUGACGCGGCUCUACUGGGCCUGGGGGCUCAGCGACCUGCACGUGCUGCAGAGCCUCAUGGACCCGCACUGCAGCUCGGCGCUGCGCACGGCCGUGCCCCACGGCGCCCUGCUCGAGGGCGCCUGUGCCUUCCUGCUGCACCUGGUGCUCCUCCGCCUCCAGGGCAGCCGCGCCGUCCACAGGGCGCCGGCCGUGGCCCUGCUGCUCACCGCCGCGGCCGGCACAGCCGGUCCCCUGACGUCCGCCUUCCUGAACCCUGCGCUGGCCGCCUCGGUCACCUUCCGCUGCUCGGGGCACAGCGUGCUGGAGUACAUCCAGGUGUACUGGCUGGGCCCUGUGACAGGCAUGCUCCUGGCCGUCCUGCUGUAUCAUGGCCGCCUCCCUCGCCUUUUCCAGAGGAACCUGCUUUACAGUCAGAAGAGCAAGUACCGGGUCCCCAGAGGGAGGCCUGUCCCGGGGCCUGGAGGCAGCCAGACGCCUGAAGAGGGGAGCAGAGGAUGCGGGCCCCGGUAGUGGGGGGCAGGGGGGCAGCCACUGAGUUCCAGUCACACCGGCUCUGUCCCUGUGAGCAGGGAGCUAGGGCCCGACCGUGGCUGGACCCCGGGGGCUCCCUGAGCUGAGGGCAGGGGGCAGACCUCCAGCCCCUUCCUCCCC